Aspergillus candidus is the source of this 492-nucleotide messenger RNA. RefSeq lists its product as uncharacterized. The record is from RefSeq and is a predicted model, not a curated record. The coding region runs from base 1 to 492 and encodes 163 amino acids. The transcript has 2 exons. Lineage: Eukaryota; Fungi; Ascomycota; Eurotiomycetes; Eurotiales; Aspergillaceae.
AUGACCUUGCCAUCCUGGCUGCCCCUGUACCCAAAAGAGACCAACGCCUAUCUCCUCCAGACCCUCCUCCACGUGCACAUCCGCUGGCCGUCCUUCUGUCUGCAUGCGCUGCAAAAAGGCGAAUUGUUCUACGCCUUCGCAAGCGUAGACCACCCCGACACCACCCCAGACCACAUAUCCCAAUUACUCCGCGAAGUGCUGCUCUCCUACCGACUCCUCUUCGGACAGUCCGGCCUGUCCAGAAAGCUGUCCCGUCGCGGCCUCACCCCCUCAAAUAUUCCCCCUUGCGAAAUAGACCCUUUACUUCCUCUACUCUGCACAAAUGCCCAGCUUCCACAUAUCUCGAUUGACAUGCCAUCCGACCGCGAUAUCUACUUCGCCGCCCACGACUUCCCGGUCUACAGCGAGAGAAUCGAACUGAUCGACAAGGAGCCGCGAGACGCGCGAACCAACCAAAACGUCCAAUACUACAAAGUGUCGCGCUUAUCGUGA